CUGAUCCGAACCAAGUUUGAGAGCCGGCGGCCUGGACCUUCUCCAGGAGGAAAGGUACCACAAUGGAUCUUGUACUGAAUGCUGCAGAUUAUUAUUUUUUCACACCAUAUGUAUAUCCAAGUACAUGGCCGGAGGACGAAAUCAUCCGACAAUCUCUCAGUCUCCUAGUUGUAACAAAUCUUGGUGCUUAUUUUUUAUAUUUCUUUUUUGCAACUCUGAGCUAUUAUUUUAUCUUUGAUCACUCAUUGAAGAAACAUCCACUAUUUUUAGAGAACCAAGUAUAUCGAGAGAUUAUGUGUACUGUCAAGGCACUGCCUUGGAUUAGUAUUCCCACAGUUGGAUUUUUUCUGGCAGAGAUCAGAGGUUACAGCAAACUGUAUGACCGCAUAGAAGAUUCACCAUAUGGUUGGCUUGGAGUCAUUCUUAGUAUGGUAUCCUUUCUCUUCUUCACUGAUAUGGCGAUCUACUGGAUUCAUCGGGGCCUUCAUCAUAAACUUAUAUAUAAGCAUCUACACAAGCCUCAUCAUGUUUGGAAGAUUAGUUCUCCGUUUGCAAGUCAUGCUUUCCACCCAAUGGAUGGCUUCCUUCAGGGAGUACCAUAUCAUAUAUAUCCUUUCUUCUUUCCAUUACACAAAGUGGUUUAUUUAACCCUCUACAUCCUUGUGAAUCUCUGGACAAUUUCCAUUCAUGAUGGCUCCUACCAAGUUCCAAAAAUCUUAGAACCAUUUAUUAAUGGUGCAGCCCAUCACACAGAUCACCACCUCUUUUUUGACUAUAACUAUGGCCAAUAUUUCACGCUGUGGGAUAGAAUUGGAGGUUCUUUCAAGUAUCCUUCUGUUCUUAAAGGCACUGGACCAAUGCAUUAUAUGAAGAAGAUAGUUGGAAAAAAUGUAAAUGGCCAUGCAAGAAAUGGUUGCCAGGAUGAAGAGUUAUUCAAUGGAGAUAAUUUAAAGACUAAGUAAACUGAUGCCUAGUCACUGCUAAAUACCAACAUCUAUAAAGAAAAGAAAAACUUAUUCAACAGGCAUCCAAGGGAUAUUAUCACAUUGAACUCUUCUGAUGUCAUUUGAGUCAGCACUUUCAGGGCAGUUACAAUAUGAUCAUAGUGAUGGAGGAUUCUUUAAGCACCAAAAUCUGUGCCCUAAAGUUCCAACACCAGAUACUGAACUAAGGCCGGGUUUAAGUAUUCGUUGACUACCGGAAGGGCUGUGAUUCUUAAGGCCUCAAAAAAUGUACAGAAAGACAAUAAUGAAGGAUAGCAGGGUGAUUGUAUGUAAUGUACCUUAUACUCCUGUUCACUGAGGACGAUUAAUUUUGUAACCAAGAGCUUUUAAUCUAAGGGUGGAAAACCUUAUUGUGGCAGUGUUGAUUGGUCUGUUAAGGGUGGGGUGACUACUUGCAGCACUUUAUUUAAAUGAGAAUGUCUUUGUGUAAUUACAUUUUCUGGUAUAUGACAUAGCAACUAAAUAAUGUAAGCUAAUUAAUAGCCAAUGUAACAAGGUUUGCCAUCCUCCCAUACCCAGGAAACUCAUUUUGGAGGACAGUGCCAUAUGUAAAGUUCCUAGGACUCUGUGUCUUAUAGUGAAGUGAAUUUAAUUGUUUCCCUAAAUAGAAACUACCCAGGUUUUAUUUAUAUAACUUAUCCAGGUCUAAGAUUACAUAAAUAAAACUUUCAGGUGUUUUUAAACAUUUUAAACUGUAAUAAUCACUUUGGUUUAAUUGCUAGAAUCUGAAUGUACUUAAAAAGUGAAAUUUGAUAUCUGAAUAAGACUAUAUUUGACUACUAAUUUUAUAUUAAAUUGAUGCACUGCACUUUUGAUACAUGUCAAAGUUACAUACCUGAAAUUUUCUAUAAAAUGGACUUCCUAAAUAAAUAGUCAAUAUGGAAGAUUAAUUUUGCAAUUAAGUCAUUCCCCCCAAAAAGAUUUAGCUAAAUACUGUGCAUGGAAAAAUAAAUAUUAAAAAGCUAUGGUUUGCAAAAGCAUUCUAUGCAACAAUUUGUAUAAAUGUCAAUAAAAGUUAAACAUUAUUGUCAAACCAAUCCAAUUAAACCUCACAAGAUAGCAAGGA
Gracilinanus agilis (Agile Gracile Mouse Opossum) is the source of this 2070-nucleotide messenger RNA. It is a transcript of the gene SC5D, whose product is annotated as sterol-C5-desaturase. Gene Ontology annotation, molecular function: iron ion binding; oxidoreductase activity. Bases 63 to 962 code for a protein of 299 amino acids. The transcript has 5 exons. The record is from RefSeq and is a predicted model, not a curated record. Lineage: Eukaryota; Metazoa; Chordata; Mammalia; Didelphimorphia; Didelphidae.